Pleurotus ostreatus (oyster mushroom) is the source of this 1431-nucleotide messenger RNA. RefSeq lists its product as uncharacterized. The transcript has 13 exons. The record is from RefSeq and is a predicted model, not a curated record. Gene Ontology annotation, cellular component: membrane. NCBI's taxonomy places the organism in Eukaryota, Fungi, Basidiomycota, Agaricomycetes, Agaricales, Pleurotaceae. Gene Ontology annotation, biological process: transmembrane transport. Bases 1 to 1431 code for a protein of 476 amino acids. Gene Ontology annotation, molecular function: transmembrane transporter activity.
AUGUCGUCGACGUUCAAGCCAACAGACGACCAGAGUUCUGAUCUAGUCAAGAUUGACCAGGAGGCUGAUGUCGAGAACCUCCAGGAGGACAGGGCUGCCGUUGAGAAGAGGAUGCUGUUCAAGCUUGACCUCCGGAUGUCAUACCUAAUCGUCCUCUAUAUCCUGAACAUCAUUGAUCGCGGCAACACACCAGCGGCGAGGCUUCGCGGUUUCGAGAGGGAACUAGGGUUGGUCGGCACAGAGUAUUCCACUGUGCUAUCCAUAUUCUUCGUUGGAUAUAUAUUGGUGCAGAUCCCCUCAAACAUGCUCAUGAAUUACUUGGGGAGGCCCUCGAUCUAUUUGCCGAUAUGUACUAUGGGGUGGGGGUUAAUCUCCACUCUGACUGGGAUCGCGAAUAAUUUCGUGGGCGUUCUUUUAUGUCGGUUCUUCCUCGGCUUUGUCGAAUCGGCUUUUCUUCCGGGGGCCCUCUUCUUACUUUCUCAGUGGUACAAACGAGGCGAGUUAUUUUGGGUGACGAUACUCUUCUGCGCCACCUUCUUGAGCGGUGCCUUUGGUUCAGUUAUGGCCGCCGGGAUAUUAAACGGCAUGGAGGGCAAAUUGGGCCACUCCGCAUGGAGGUGGCUGUUCUUUCUCGAGGGAUCUAUAACGAUCUUCCUCGCUAUCUUUGGGAUGUUCAUUCUCCCCGACUUUCCCUCCAACUCGUCUAGCUGGUUGACGCCUGCUGAAAAGGCUGUGGCCGAGCAGCGGAUGGAGGAAGAGGCUCGGGGCCACCAGAAGUCAGUUGGUUAUAUGCAAGGCUUUAUCCUUGCUGUAUCCGAUUGGAAGGUCUGGUGGCUGUCAACGAUUAUGGGGCUCAUCCAGCUGUCUCUUAGUUUUAUGACAUUUUUCCCGACGUUAACGGCCACGCUUGGUUACAAUCUUAUGACUACGCUGCUUCUCUGCGCCCCUCCGUGGGUACUCACGACUAUUUCCGCCUUCCUUGUUACCAGACAUUCUGAUCGCACCAAGGAGCGGUGCUUCCACACCACCCUCCCUUUGGUAGUCGGCAUCAUUGGAUCAAUUAUCGCCAUGUGCACCAUGAAUACAGCCGCACGUUACGUAGCACUGUUUCUGAUGGCCCAAUCACCUAUGGGACCUGCAAUCACUAUUGCAUGGUGUAUGACCUCGCUUCAGCCUGCUAAUAAGACUGUGGUUGGCAUUGCUCUUAUUAAUGCGAUGUCCCAGAUCGGUCUCGUAAUCGGCCCAUAUGCUUGGGAUCAGAGCUGGGGGCCGAGCUACAGGAAGUCAUUCGCGAUUUGCCUCGCUGCAGCGUCCCUCAGCAUCGUGAUGUCAUUCGUUUUCCGUUAUCAUUUAGCUGGCUUGAACGCCAAAGCCGAAAAAGAAGAAAAAGACAGAUGCCAAACAGAGCCUGGAUUUCGGUAUAUGUUAUAA